UUUUCAACGUUUUAUUUUCAUUAAAUUCAAUUUCGCGCGCCUUAUCGAUGUAUUUGUCAAAUCGCACCAUUUAUAUGGUACUGCAUUCAAUUCUAGCCAAUAGGAACGCGCGGUUCGCCGCCGCGCAUGCGCAAUGCUGCCGGCGCAACAAAACGCCAUAGCGGCGGCAAAGGGAGUUUUUGCUUCGUUACCGGCUCUUAGCGCGAGCGCAUUAAAAAAUAUGUAAUAAUUGUGUUAUCAUAUAAGUGCAUCGCCAGUGCUCCUAUAUUUAAACUGGACUAUUUCUAUCGUUACCGAGUAUUGAAUUACCGUGUGUCAGGCCGGCCGGCAGGUGUUUAAGGACUAUAAUUCCAGUGAACCAUAUUCGUGAGGGAUCUUGGGGUACAGCCGCUGUCUACGUGGUAAGUACGCGCAAUAUUCCUUAUUGGCAUUAUUGCCUGCAGUAUCGUUAUUUACCGGCGAAUACCGAAAGGUAUUUGAUCCAGAUGAGCGAUUGACAAAUUCAUAAUUCAUCGCGUCAAUUUGCAACAUUCUUUUUGGUGCCGAAACCCGGGAACCUUAAAUACCUACCUUCAGUCUGCCUGCCAAAUACCAAUUUUAUUUAGUAAUCGUUACUUCAUUUACCGUAUUUCUCGCUGACUAUACAUACUAGUAUACAGCAUAACCAAAUAGUUUCAAUUACUAGGUAAAAAACAAACCUUGUUCCAUUUUGUUGAGUGUAGUACCUACAUACCUACCUAACAACCGUACCGAGUUCAUGUUUAAAUAUGGCGUCCAUCGUAUUCUAGAACAUUUGUUCAGACGAAUAUCGUAUAUACCUAGUCGUUUUAUACUGAUUAACACAAAAUUAUUUACCGUUUUACCGUUUGCAAUAAGCAAUACUAUUGCAAAAUUACCGCACCAUAAUUUGUGUUGAUAUUUGUUAUAACUCGACUACAUCGUUCUAACCGCUUCCCAAUACGCAGUCCUUAUUGGGAUUUACAAAUUUUAUUUCGUUUUAUAUUCGAAAUAAUUUUAUAUCGUAACAUUGUAGUAUCGUAUGUUCAAUGACUUUCUGUGUUCUCAACUAUUAUUCAUUUCAAUAACGAAACGUUGCCGACGAGUCAUCAUUUUGUUGUGUCGUGUUAUUGCCUACCGCCCCAACGCCACCGAUAGUCCCUGAAGAAGUUAGCUACUAACAUUUUAUUCAAAUCGAAUAUUUUACUAUUAACUUUUUAUUGUUGAUAAAUAGUUUAUUAUAGUUUUACAUCGCAACAAUGUCUUAUUUAACUAGACGCAAAUCGAAACAGAAUGUUAAAAAAUGUGUCGAAAAUGUUUACACUAUUCAUAAUUUACCAAGCUUGCGACGUAAACGAACUAUAUCCUACAAUCGUAUAACUAAGGCUUUGGAAAUAGGUAACUUAGCCAAUACCGACGAAUCACAAAUCGAAUUGUUUCUUUCCUAUUGUCAUGAGAUAAAAAAUAUAGCCGAUAAUUUUCAUGAAUCUCAUUUUGCUAUUUUAGACCUUCUUCAGGAUGAUACGGAUGAGAUUUCGGACGAUAUUCAGGAUCGCUUCGAUGAAUUGUAUUUUCAAGUUUUAUCCAUUCAACGAAAAUUCGAACAAUAUUCAUUACAACGAAUCGAUACUUCGAAAUGUAAUUCAUUGACCGGCUCGCACAGUGGAAAUAUACGUUUACCAAAAAUUUCUUUGCCAACUUUUAACGGUGCGGUUAAGAAGUGGCCUGAGUUUAUUGCUACUUAUAAUGCGUUGAUUCAUGAAUCCACCUUGUUAAGCGAUAUCGAGAAAUAUCAUUAUCUCGUGUCAGUUUUGCGUGAUGAUGCCCUAUCGUUAAUUAAAACGUUUCCUGUCGCAAGUGAACAUUAUUUAAGUGCUUACAAAGCUUUAAAGUCCCGUUACGAGGAUAAACGCGAACUAGCAUUUACAUGCUGGCGCGAUAUUUUGAAUAUUAAUUUUAAAACUUCGAACGCUCAAGAUUUUCGACGCGCCUUAGACACGAUCGACGAGAACUUGACUAUUUUAAAAACGUUAAAUUUACCUACCGAUAAAUGGGAUUUUGUUCUUUGCUAUAAUGUUCUUGCCAAACUCGAUAAUAAAUUAAGACGCGAGUUUGAGGAAAAACAUACAGAUAUCGAGCUUCCACAAUACAGUCUUUUAAGGGCGUUCUUACACUCGAAGGGCGAAGCCGCAAUUCGCGACACUCAUUUUGCGGCCGUAACCAAUAAAACCGCUAAUGUUUCAAAGGAGACACCGGGAACUUCACAGAAGUCACAGCGACAUAACGCUACUCAUUCUCUCGUCGCUCCCGCCGUCACUACAAAUAAUAAAGGUGCCGGUGACAAAGCAAAUCAAGCUAAAUCUGCUAAUUACUCAGGCACGUCACGGUUGAUUCGUAAAUGUGCCUACUGUCGUAACGAACAUCAUAUCUCGGCUUGCAAGGAUUAUCUGGCUAAAACCGUUGAUGAACGCAUGGCUGUUGCUAGCGAAAAGAAAUGGUGUUAUAAUUGUCUUAACGCUUCUCAUUCAGUGCGAGACUGCACAUCGAUAUUUUCAUGUCGUCAUUGCAAACGCAAACAUCACACAUUACUUCAUCGGGAGCAAGCGGCAAGUAAUUCCAGCUCCACUAACAAACCGCCUAGCUCAACGGCCUUAGUAGCUAAGGAUUCAUUGGCGCAGUCUGACUCAACUUUAAAUUCAACCGUUUUACUAGCCACUGCUCUUGUUCAGAUUUGUGAUGCUUCUGGUGAGUUUCAUUCAUUUCGUGCAAUAUUUGACACAGGUAGUCAAAAUAAUUUCCUUACAGCUCGUGCUGCUCAACGGUUAGGGUUGGAAACUAAAAGUGGCAACAUCAACGUUUAUGGGUUAGGAGGCUCACCUGCUUCAAUCAGUGGCGUGGUGGAGUGCGAUAUUGGUACCAACCAUGACAUAAAAUUUCGUCUCGAAAUGUUCGUUAUAUCGAGCAUUUGCGGAGAUCAACCGAUAGCAAGGCUAAAUGCGACGGGAUGGGAUGGUGUCAAGACAUUACCGUUAGCAGAUCCUGGUUUUGACAUUCCUGGUCCGAUCGACGUCUUAUUAGGUGCCGACGUCUUUGCCGAGUCGCUCCUUGAGCAACGACUGAAAGGCGGUGCCUCUCAACCGCGUGCUUUCAACUCAGUUUUCGGCUGGCUUCUACUUGGGAAGUCCAGACUUGCAUCGUCUAGUCUACUUGGAGUAGCACCUCCUAUUGUAGACAAUAGUUUAAAUACAAUCGUUCAACGUUUCUGGGAAAUCGAUAACGUUCCACAUUCUUCCCGAUUAACCCCAGAAGAUCAACUCUGUGAAAACAGUUUUCUUAACAAUCACUACCGUGACGAGACAGGAAGGUAUGUCGUGUGCCUCCCCUUCAGGGACAAUGACGAGCCCGUCUUUGAAGGCUCUCGAGUAAUAGCCUUACGACGCUUUCAUGCCAUUGAAAGGCGUCUCUCUCGUGAUCAUAACUUGAAACAACAAUAUGUUGAAUUCAUGACCGACUAUAUCGAAAGGGGCCAUAUGACUCUAGUGCCUACCAAGCAAAUGGGUCUAGGUAAAUACUAUAUACCGCAUCAUUGUGUGCUGCGUCCUGACAGCGCUACAACAAAGCUUCGUGUCGUAUUCGACGCCUCGGCUAAGGAUUCUAAUUCCAAAUCGUUAAACGACAUGUUGCUGACCGGAUCAAAACUGCAAUCGAAUAUCGUGGAGAUUCUUCUUCAUUUUCGUGAACACGAAGUUGUCUUCAUGGCAGAUGUGCGCCAAAUGUACCGUCAAAUCAACAUAGCGCCUCAUCAUCGUGAUUACCAACGUAUUCUCUGGCGAGCUCACGCAGAUGAGCCUCUUCAAGAGUAUAUGUUAAAUACCGUAACGUAUGGAGUAUCUUCCGCUCCAUUUCUCGCGUGCCGUUCCAUUCGGCAACUGGCCAACGAUGAAGGUCACAAGUAUCCAAAAGCAAAAAACAUUUUAACUUCCGAUAUAUAUAUUGAUGACGUCAUAUCCGGAAGUUCAACGCUAACGGAGGCCCGUGAAACCAAAAGGCAACUUAUCGCCCUUUUUGGUCUUGGUUCGUUUGAACUCCGAAAAUGGAUAAGUAAUCGACCUGAGCUUCUUAGCGAUUUGCCCGCAGAAGCGUGUCUUUCAGAAGCUUUCACUUUUACCGAAACUGAAGAUACCACGGUCAAGGUUCUGGGCCUUAAGUGGGAGCCUGCUUCAGAUUCAUUCGUUUUUAACGUGAAUUCAUCAUUUCUACCGUGUACCAAGCGAACGAUUCUUAGUAAGGUCGCCAGAAUUUUUGAUCCUCUCGGGUUCUUGUCCCCUUUGACAAUUAAGGUCAAAUGUUUACUUCAAAGGCUCUGGGUUCUUGGCCUUUCGUGGGAUGAAACGCCCUCACCGGAAAUCAUAGCCCAAUGGGAUGACUUCUCUUACCAACUUCCACAAGUUAGGGCUCUUAAGGUUCCACGUAAGUACGCUAUCGACGGCGCUCAAUCUUAUGAAAUACACGGAUUUUGUGACAGUUCAGAAGUAGCAUAUGGCGCUGUCAUAUAUCUGCGUGUUAUCGAGUCUGACGGCUCCAUUCGCGUUUUUCUCAUUUGUGCAAAGGCUCGUGUAGCUCCUCUAAAACGCCAAUCGAUACCUCGCUUGGAGCUUUGCGGCGCGAUGCUGCUCGCAGACCUUGUCAAAUUUGUCAAGGACUCGCUACGAAUUCCUAUCCACGACAUUUAUUUGUGGUGUGAUUCAACCGUUACCUUGGCCUGGUUGCGUGCUCCUUCUUCUCGCUGGGUAACAUUUGUCGCAAAUCGAGUAAGCUACAUUCAAGAUAUUGUUCCGACCGAGAAGUGGAGGCACGUACCUUCAGCCACAAAUCCCGCAGAUGUUUGUUCGCGUGGACAAUCGCCUCAGGAGUUGCUCCAUAACGCUCUAUGGUGGGCGGGGCCAGCGUGGUUGUCUCAACCACAAUCUGAGUGGCCCAUCGAUAAUUCAAAAAAUCAUUUAAAUGACAAUAUGGUUCUUGCUGAGCAACGUCAUCCCACGGUUCUCUUUUCAGAUCAAAUUAACAAUCAAACAUCUCUUAUCGAUCUAUUAUUUGAAAAACAUUCUUCUUUAGACAAAAUUUGUCGCAUCAUCGCCUACAUUCGUAGAUUUUAUAAUAGCAUGCGUAAUAUUGUUCCGCGAGCAGAUAGCCUUUUUAUAACAGACAUUGAGCGUCAUCAAGCUUUAUUAAUUAUCGUUAAACAGUUUCAGAACCGCUAUUUUUCAGACGUCAUAUCAAUUUUACAAUCACGAAAUCAGCUGCCUCGCAUCUUUCGUAAACUAAGCCCCUUCUUGGACGAGCAGGGUAUACUCAGGGUGGGCGGACGCCUCGCGCGCUCCGGUCUUGAGUUCGAACAUAAGCAUCCUGCAUUGUUGCCCAAGAAAAGUGCGCUUACAUCAGCUGUAAUCGAAUCGAUUCAUCGAAAUAAUUUUCAUCCAGGUCUGAAUACUACUUAUUAUCUGAUAUUACAACAAUUUUGGAUACUUGCAGCGAAACAUACUAUACGACAUCAUCUCUCAAAAUGUUUGAGAUGUUACCGUCUGAAUCCCAAACCUCUGCAACCAUUUAUGAGCGAUCUUCCGGCUUUUCGGGUCAACCAAGCCAAACCUUUCUCAGUGGUCGGUGUAGAUCUGGGAGGGCCUUUUCGAAUCAAGCUUGGACCUCAUCGUGGUGCAAAAAUCGAUAAGGCAUACUUAUGCUUAUUCGUAUGCUUGAGCACAAAAGCGGUGCAUCUUGAGGUAGUUUCCACCCUAUCGACCGACAGCUUCAUCGCGGCAUUACGUCGCUUCAUUUCUCGUCGCGGUCGCUGCAAUGUUAUUCAUUCUGAUUGUGGAACCAACUUUGUUGGUGCAAGUUCACAACUAGCAUCAUGUAUCGAACAAGCUUCGCAUGCGGAAAAAAUUGCCUUUAAACGUAACGUUCCUUCAGCUCCUCACUUCGGAGGUGUGUGGGAGAUCCAAAUUAAGGUAGCAAAAACACACUUGUAUCGUAUUGUUGGCGAUCAAGUCCUAACAUUUGAAGAGCUUACCACCCUCUUCACUCAGAUCGAAUCCAUUUUAAAUUCGAGACCUUUAUGUCCAUUGAGCUCGGAUCCAAACGACUUUAAUGUUUUAACGCCUGGUCAUUUUUUAACGCUGGAACCUCUUACAGCUGUACCAGAUUACGACUAUACCAAUAUCAAAAUCCAGCGACUCAAUCGAUGGCAACUUAUUCAAUCUUUUCAACAACAAUUUUGGAAGCGUUGGAAAAGUGAAUAUUUACAUUCAUUAACUCAACGAGCAAAAUGGAACAAAGACUCAACACCGUUAACCGUUAAUUCAAUGGUACUUAUUAAGGAGGAUAACCGACCUCCUCUUCAAUGGGCACUAGGACGAGUUGUUUCGUUGCAUCCUGGCCCUGAUGGAGUAGUUAGGGUGGCAACCGUUAAAACAGCUAAAGAUUCCUCAUUGAAGAGGCCUUUAGUAAAACUAUGUCCUUUGCCGUCCAUGUAAUCAACUCAACUUUCUUAGCUUAAGUUUAUCGUAGUUUUAGUUUAUGUAUCCAUAAUUAUCGUCAUUUUGUUUUAUGUUAGGAAAAUCCUAUUGGUAUUUUGGUGGGCGGAAUGUUCCGUUUUCAACGUUUUAUUUUCAUUAAAUUCAAUUUCGCGCGCCUUAUCGAUGUAUUUGUCAAAUCGCACCAUUUAUAUGGUACUGCAUUCAAUUCUAGCCAAUAGGAACGCGCGGUUCGCCGCCGCGCAUGCGCAAUGCUGCCGGCGCAACAAAACGCCAUAGCGGCGGCAAAGGGAGUUUUUGCUUCGUUACCGGCUCUUAGCGCGAGCGCAUUAAAAAAUAUGUAAUAAUUGUGUUAUCAUAUAAGUGCAUCGCCAGUGCUCCUAUAUUUAAACUGGACUAUUUCUAUCGUUACCGAGUAUUGAAUUACCGUGUGUCAGGCCGGCCGGCAGGUGUUUAAGGACUAUAAUUCCAGUGAACCAUAUUCGUGAGGGAUCUUGGGGUACAGCCGCUGUCUACGUGGUAAGUACGCGCAAUAUUCCUUAUUGGCAUUAUUGCCUGCAGUAUCGUUAUUUACCGGCGAAUACCGAAAGGUAUUUGAUCCAGAUGAGCGAUUGACAAAUUCAUAAUUCAUCGCGUCAAUUUGCAACAUUCUUUUUGGUGCCGAAACCCGGGAACCUUAAAUACCUACCUUCAGUCUGCCUGCCAAAUACCAAUUUUAUUUAGUAAUCGUUACUUCAUUUACCGUAUUUCUCGCUGACUAUACAUACUAGUAUACAGCAUAACCAAAUAGUUUCAAUUACUAGGUAAAAAACAAACCUUGUUCCAUUUUGUUGAGUGUAGUACCUACAUACCUACCUAACAACCGUACCGAGUUCAUGUUUAAAUAUGGCGUCCAUCGUAUUCUAGAACAUUUGUUCAGACGAAUAUCGUAUAUACCUAGUCGUUUUAUACUGAUUAACACAAAAUUAUUUACCGUUUUACCGUUUGCAAUAAGCAAUACUAUUGCAAAAUUACCGCACCAUAAUUUGUGUUGAUAUUUGUUAUAACUCGACUACAUCGUUCUAACCGCUUCCCAAUACGCAGUCCUUAUUGGGAUUUACAAAUUUUAUUUCGUUUUAUAUUCGAAAUAAUUUUAUAUCGUAACAUUGUAGUAUCGUAUGUUCAAUGACUUUCUGUGUUCUCAACUAUUAUUCAUUUCAAUAACGAAACGUUGCCGACGAGUCAUCAUUUUGUUGUGUCGUGUUAUUGCCUACCGCCCCAACGCCACCGAUAGUCCCUGAAGAAGUUAGCUACUAACAUUUUAUUCAAAUCGAAUAUUUUACUAUUAACUUUUUAUUGUUGAUAAAUAGUUUAUUAUAGUUUUACAUCGCAACAAUGUCUUAUUUAACUAGACGCAAAUCGAAACAGAAUGUUAAAAAAUGUGUCGAAAAUGUUUACACUAUUCAUAAUUUACCAAGCUUGCGACGUAAACGAACUAUAUCCUACAAUCGUAUAACUAAGGCUUUGGAAAUAGGUAACUUAGCCAAUACCGACGAAUCACAAAUCGAAUUGUUUCUUUCCUAUUGUCAUGAGAUAAAAAAUAUAGCCGAUAAUUUUCAUGAAUCUCAUUUUGCUAUUUUAGACCUUCUUCAGGAUGAUACGGAUGAGAUUUCGGACGAUAUUCAGGAUCGCUUCGAUGAAUUGUAUUUUCAAGUUUUAUCCAUUCAACGAAAAUUCGAACAAUAUUCAUUACAACGAAUCGAUACUUCGAAAUGUAAUUCAUUGACCGGCUCGCACAGUGGAAAUAUACGUUUACCAAAAAUUUCUUUGCCAACUUUUAACGGUGCGGUUAAGAAGUGGCCUGAGUUUAUUGCUACUUAUAAUGCGUUGAUUCAUGAAUCCACCUUGUUAAGCGAUAUCGAGAAAUAUCAUUAUCUCGUGUCAGUUUUGCGUGAUGAUGCCCUAUCGUUAAUUAAAACGUUUCCUGUCGCAAGUGAACAUUAUUUAAGUGCUUACAAAGCUUUAAAGUCCCGUUACGAGGAUAAACGCGAACUAGCAUUUACAUGCUGGCGCGAUAUUUUGAAUAUUAAUUUUAAAACUUCGAACGCUCAAGAUUUUCGACGCGCCUUAGACACGAUCGACGAGAACUUGACUAUUUUAAAAACGUUAAAUUUACCUACCGAUAAAUGGGAUUUUGUUCUUUGCUAUAAUGUUCUUGCCAAACUCGAUAAUAAAUUAAGACGCGAGUUUGAGGAAAAACAUACAGAUAUCGAGCUUCCACAAUACAGUCUUUUAAGGGCGUUCUUACACUCGAAGGGCGAAGCCGCAAUUCGCGACACUCAUUUUGCGGCCGUAACCAAUAAAACCGCUAAUGUUUCAAAGGAGACACCGGGAACUUCACAGAAGUCACAGCGACAUAACGCUACUCAUUCUCUCGUCGCUCCCGCCGUCACUACAAAUAAUAAAGGUGCCGGUGACAAAGCAAAUCAAGCUAAAUCUGCUAAUUACUCAGGCACGUCACGGUUGAUUCGUAAAUGUGCCUACUGUCGUAACGAACAUCAUAUCUCGGCUUGCAAGGAUUAUCUGGCUAAAACCGUUGAUGAACGCAUGGCUGUUGCUAGCGAAAAGAAAUGGUGUUAUAAUUGUCUUAACGCUUCUCAUUCAGUGCGAGACUGCACAUCGAUAUUUUCAUGUCGUCAUUGCAAACGCAAACAUCACACAUUACUUCAUCGGGAGCAAGCGGCAAGUAAUUCCAGCUCCACUAACAAACCGCCUAGCUCAACGGCCUUAGUAGCUAAGGAUUCAUUGGCGCAGUCUGACUCAACUUUAAAUUCAACCGUUUUACUAGCCACUGCUCUUGUUCAGAUUUGUGAUGCUUCUGGUGAGUUUCAUUCAUUUCGUGCAAUAUUUGACACAGGUAGUCAAAAUAAUUUCCUUACAGCUCGUGCUGCUCAACGGUUAGGGUUGGAAACUAAAAGUGGCAACAUCAACGUUUAUGGGUUAGGAGGCUCACCUGCUUCAAUCAGUGGCGUGGUGGAGUGCGAUAUUGGUACCAACCAUGACAUAAAAUUUCGUCUCGAAAUGUUCGUUAUAUCGAGCAUUUGCGGAGAUCAACCGAUAGCAAGGCUAAAUGCGACGGGAUGGGAUGGUGUCAAGACAUUACCGUUAGCAGAUCCUGGUUUUGACAUUCCUGGUCCGAUCGACGUCUUAUUAGGUGCCGACGUCUUUGCCGAGUCGCUCCUUGAGCAACGACUGAAAGGCGGUGCCUCUCAACCGCGUGCUUUCAACUCAGUUUUCGGCUGGCUUCUACUUGGGAAGUCCAGACUUGCAUCGUCUAGUCUACUUGGAGUAGCACCUCCUAUUGUAGACAAUAGUUUAAAUACAAUCGUUCAACGUUUCUGGGAAAUCGAUAACGUUCCACAUUCUUCCCGAUUAACCCCAGAAGAUCAACUCUGUGAAAACAGUUUUCUUAACAAUCACUACCGUGACGAGACAGGAAGGUAUGUCGUGUGCCUCCCCUUCAGGGACAAUGACGAGCCCGUCUUUGAAGGCUCUCGAGUAAUAGCCUUACGACGCUUUCAUGCCAUUGAAAGGCGUCUCUCUCGUGAUCAUAACUUGAAACAACAAUAUGUUGAAUUCAUGACCGACUAUAUCGAAAGGGGCCAUAUGACUCUAGUGCCUACCAAGCAAAUGGGUCUAGGUAAAUACUAUAUACCGCAUCAUUGUGUGCUGCGUCCUGACAGCGCUACAACAAAGCUUCGUGUCGUAUUCGACGCCUCGGCUAAGGAUUCUAAUUCCAAAUCGUUAAACGACAUGUUGCUGACCGGAUCAAAACUGCAAUCGAAUAUCGUGGAGAUUCUUCUUCAUUUUCGUGAACACGAAGUUGUCUUCAUGGCAGAUGUGCGCCAAAUGUACCGUCAAAUCAACAUAGCGCCUCAUCAUCGUGAUUACCAACGUAUUCUCUGGCGAGCUCACGCAGAUGAGCCUCUUCAAGAGUAUAUGUUAAAUACCGUAACGUAUGGAGUAUCUUCCGCUCCAUUUCUCGCGUGCCGUUCCAUUCGGCAACUGGCCAACGAUGAAGGUCACAAGUAUCCAAAAGCAAAAAACAUUUUAACUUCCGAUAUAUAUAUUGAUGACGUCAUAUCCGGAAGUUCAACGCUAACGGAGGCCCGUGAAACCAAAAGGCAACUUAUCGCCCUUUUUGGUCUUGGUUCGUUUGAACUCCGAAAAUGGAUAAGUAAUCGACCUGAGCUUCUUAGCGAUUUGCCCGCAGAAGCGUGUCUUUCAGAAGCUUUCACUUUUACCGAAACUGAAGAUACCACGGUCAAGGUUCUGGGCCUUAAGUGGGAGCCUGCUUCAGAUUCAUUCGUUUUUAACGUGAAUUCAUCAUUUCUACCGUGUACCAAGCGAACGAUUCUUAGUAAGGUCGCCAGAAUUUUUGAUCCUCUCGGGUUCUUGUCCCCUUUGACAAUUAAGGUCAAAUGUUUACUUCAAAGGCUCUGGGUUCUUGGCCUUUCGUGGGAUGAAACGCCCUCACCGGAAAUCAUAGCCCAAUGGGAUGACUUCUCUUACCAACUUCCACAAGUUAGGGCUCUUAAGGUUCCACGUAAGUACGCUAUCGACGGCGCUCAAUCUUAUGAAAUACACGGAUUUUGUGACAGUUCAGAAGUAGCAUAUGGCGCUGUCAUAUAUCUGCGUGUUAUCGAGUCUGACGGCUCCAUUCGCGUUUUUCUCAUUUGUGCAAAGGCUCGUGUAGCUCCUCUAAAACGCCAAUCGAUACCUCGCUUGGAGCUUUGCGGCGCGAUGCUGCUCGCAGACCUUGUCAAAUUUGUCAAGGACUCGCUACGAAUUCCUAUCCACGACAUUUAUUUGUGGUGUGAUUCAACCGUUACCUUGGCCUGGUUGCGUGCUCCUUCUUCUCGCUGGGUAACAUUUGUCGCAAAUCGAGUAAGCUACAUUCAAGAUAUUGUUCCGACCGAGAAGUGGAGGCACGUACCUUCAGCCACAAAUCCCGCAGAUGUUUGUUCGCGUGGACAAUCGCCUCAGGAGUUGCUCCAUAACGCUCUAUGGUGGGCGGGGCCAGCGUGGUUGUCUCAACCACAAUCUGAGUGGCCCAUCGAUAAUUCAAAAAAUCAUUUAAAUGACAAUAUGGUUCUUGCUGAGCAACGUCAUCCCACGGUUCUCUUUUCAGAUCAAAUUAACAAUCAAACAUCUCUUAUCGAUCUAUUAUUUGAAAAACAUUCUUCUUUAGACAAAAUUUGUCGCAUCAUCGCCUACAUUCGUAGAUUUUAUAAUAGCAUGCGUAAUAUUGUUCCGCGAGCAGAUAGCCUUUUUAUAACAGACAUUGAGCGUCAUCAAGCUUUAUUAAUUAUCGUUAAACAGUUUCAGAACCGCUAUUUUUCAGACGUCAUAUCAAUUUUACAAUCACGAAAUCAGCUGCCUCGCAUCUUUCGUAAACUAAGCCCCUUCUUGGACGAGCAGGGUAUACUCAGGGUGGGCGGACGCCUCGCGCGCUCCGGUCUUGAGUUCGAACAUAAGCAUCCUGCAUUGUUGCCCAAGAAAAGUGCGCUUACAUCAGCUGUAAUCGAAUCGAUUCAUCGAAAUAAUUUUCAUCCAGGUCUGAAUACUACUUAUUAUCUGAUAUUACAACAAUUUUGGAUACUUGCAGCGAAACAUACUAUACGACAUCAUCUCUCAAAAUGUUUGAGAUGUUACCGUCUGAAUCCCAAACCUCUGCAACCAUUUAUGAGCGAUCUUCCGGCUUUUCGGGUCAACCAAGCCAAACCUUUCUCAGUGGUCGGUGUAGAUCUGGGAGGGCCUUUUCGAAUCAAGCUUGGACCUCAUCGUGGUGCAAAAAUCGAUAAGGCAUACUUAUGCUUAUUCGUAUGCUUGAGCACAAAAGCGGUGCAUCUUGAGGUAGUUUCCACCCUAUCGACCGACAGCUUCAUCGCGGCAUUACGUCGCUUCAUUUCUCGUCGCGGUCGCUGCAAUGUUAUUCAUUCUGAUUGUGGAACCAACUUUGUUGGUGCAAGUUCACAACUAGCAUCAUGUAUCGAACAAGCUUCGCAUGCGGAAAAAAUUGCCUUUAAACGUAACGUUCCUUCAGCUCCUCACUUCGGAGGUGUGUGGGAGAUCCAAAUUAAGGUAGCAAAAACACACUUGUAUCGUAUUGUUGGCGAUCAAGUCCUAACAUUUGAAGAGCUUACCACCCUCUUCACUCAGAUCGAAUCCAUUUUAAAUUCGAGACCUUUAUGUCCAUUGAGCUCGGAUCCAAACGACUUUAAUGUUUUAACGCCUGGUCAUUUUUUAACGCUGGAACCUCUUACAGCUGUACCAGAUUACGACUAUACCAAUAUCAAAAUCCAGCGACUCAAUCGAUGGCAACUUAUUCAAUCUUUUCAACAACAAUUUUGGAAGCGUUGGAAAAGUGAAUAUUUACAUUCAUUAACUCAACGAGCAAAAUGGAACAAAGACUCAACACCGUUAACCGUUAAUUCAAUGGUACUUAUUAAGGAGGAUAACCGACCUCCUCUUCAAUGGGCACUAGGACGAGUUGUUUCGUUGCAUCCUGGCCCUGAUGGAGUAGUUAGGGUGGCAACCGUUAAAACAGCUAAAGAUUCCUCAUUGAAGAGGCCUUUAGUAAAACUAUGUCCUUUGCCGUCCAUGUAAUCAACUCAACUUUCUUAGCUUAAGUUUAUCGUAGUUUUAGUUUAUGUAUCCAUAAUUAUCGUCAUUUUGUUUUAUGUUAGGAAAAUCCUAUUGGUAUUUUGGUGGGCGGAAUGUUCCGUUUUCAACGUUUUAUUUUCAUUAAAUUCAAUUUCGCGCGCCUUAUCGAUGUAUUUGUCAAAUCGCACCAUUUAUAUGGUACUGCAUUCAAUUCUAGCCAAUAGGAACGCGCGGUUCGCCGCCGCGCAUGCGCAAUGCUGCCGGCGCAACAAAACGCCAUAGCGGCGGCAAAGGGAGUUUUUGCUUCGUUACCGGCUCUUAGCGCGAGCGCAUUAAAAAAUAUGUAAUAAUUGUGUUAUCAUAUAAGUGCAUCGCCAGUGCUCCUAUAUUUAAACUGGACUAUUUCUAUCGUUACCGAGUAUUGAAUUACCGUGUGUCAGGCCGGCCGGCAGGUGUUUAAGGACUAUAAUUCCAGUGAACCAUAUUCGUGAGGGAUCUUGGGGUACAGCCGCUGUCUACGUGGUAAGUACGCGCAAUAUUCCUUAUUGGCAUUAUUGCCUGCAGUAUCGUUAUUUACCGGCGAAUACCGAAAGGUAUUUGAUCCAGAUGAGCGAUUGACAAAUUCAUAAUUCAUCGCGUCAAUUUGCAACAUUCUUUUUGGUGCCGAAACCCGGGAACCUUAAAUACCUACCUUCAGUCUGCCUGCCAAAUACCAAUUUUAUUUAGUAAUCGUUACUUCAUUUACCGUAUUUCUCGCUGACUAUACAUACUAGUAUACAGCAUAACCAAAUAGUUUCAAUUACUAGGUAAAAAACAAACCUUGUUCCAUUUUGUUGAGUGUAGUACCUACAUACCUACCUAACAACCGUACCGAGUUCAUGUUUAAAUAUGGCGUCCAUCGUAUUCUAGAACAUUUGUUCAGACGAAUAUCGUAUAUACCUAGUCGUUUUAUACUGAUUAACACAAAAUUAUUUACCGUUUUACCGUUUGCAAUAAGCAAUACUAUUGCAAAAUUACCGCACCAUAAUUUGUGUUGAUAUUUGUUAUAACUCGACUACAUCGUUCUAACCGCUUCCCAAUACGCAGUCCUUAUUGGGAUUUACAAAUUUUAUUUCGUUUUAUAUUCGAAAUAAUUUUAUAUCGUAACAUUGUAGUAUCGUAUGUUCAAUGACUUUCUGUGUUCUCAACUAUUAUUCAUUUCAAUAACGAAACGUUGCCGACGAGUCAUCAUUUUGUUGUGUCGUGUUAUUGCCUACCGCCCCAACGCCACCGAUAGUCCCUGAAGAAGUUAGCUACUAACAUUUUAUUCAAAUCGAAUAUUUUACUAUUAACUUUUUAUUGUUGAUAAAUAGUUUAUUAUAGUUUUACAUCGCAACAAUGUCUUAUUUAACUAGACGCAAAUCGAAACAGAAUGUUAAAAAAUGUGUCGAAAAUGUUUACACUAUUCAUAAUUUACCAAGCUUGCGACGUAAACGAACUAUAUCCUACAAUCGUAUAACUAAGGCUUUGGAAAUAGGUAACUUAGCCAAUACCGACGAAUCACAAAUCGAAUUGUUUCUUUCCUAUUGUCAUGAGAUAAAAAAUAUAGCCGAUAAUUUUCAUGAAUCUCAUUUUGCUAUUUUAGACCUUCUUCAGGAUGAUACGGAUGAGAUUUCGGACGAUAUUCAGGAUCGCUUCGAUGAAUUGUAUUUUCAAGUUUUAUCCAUUCAACGAAAAUUCGAACAAUAUUCAUUACAACGAAUCGAUACUUCGAAAUGUAAUUCAUUGACCGGCUCGCACAGUGGAAAUAUACGUUUACCAAAAAUUUCUUUGCCAACUUUUAACGGUGCGGUUAAGAAGUGGCCUGAGUUUAUUGCUACUUAUAAUGCGUUGAUUCAUGAAUCCACCUUGUUAAGCGAUAUCGAGAAAUAUCAUUAUCUCGUGUCAGUUUUGCGUGAUGAUGCCCUAUCGUUAAUUAAAACGUUUCCUGUCGCAAGUGAACAUUAUUUAAGUGCUUACAAAGCUUUAAAGUCCCGUUACGAGGAUAAACGCGAACUAGCAUUUACAUGCUGGCGCGAUAUUUUGAAUAUUAAUUUUAAAACUUCGAACGCUCAAGAUUUUCGACGCGCCUUAGACACGAUCGACGAGAACUUGACUAUUUUAAAAACGUUAAAUUUACCUACCGAUAAAUGGGAUUUUGUUCUUUGCUAUAAUGUUCUUGCCAAACUCGAUAAUAAAUUAAGACGCGAGUUUGAGGAAAAACAUACAGAUAUCGAGCUUCCACAAUACAGUCUUUUAAGGGCGUUCUUACACUCGAAGGGCGAAGCCGCAAUUCGCGACACUCAUUUUGCGGCCGUAACCAAUAAAACCGCUAAUGUUUCAAAGGAGACACCGGGAACUUCACAGAAGUCACAGCGACAUAACGCUACUCAUUCUCUCGUCGCUCCCGCCGUCACUACAAAUAAUAAAGGUGCCGGUGACAAAGCAAAUCAAGCUAAAUCUGCUAAUUACUCAGGCACGUCACGGUUGAUUCGUAAAUGUGCCUACUGUCGUAACGAACAUCAUAUCUCGGCUUGCAAGGAUUAUCUGGCUAAAACCGUUGAUGAACGCAUGGCUGUUGCUAGCGAAAAGAAAUGGUGUUAUAAUUGUCUUAACGCUUCUCAUUCAGUGCGAGACUGCACAUCGAUAUUUUCAUGUCGUCAUUGCAAACGCAAACAUCACACAUUACUUCAUCGGGAGCAAGCGGCAAGUAAUUCCAGCUCCACUAACAAACCGCCUAGCUCAACGGCCUUAGUAGCUAAGGAUUCAUUGGCGCAGUCUGACUCAACUUUAAAUUCAACCGUUUUACUAGCCACUGCUCUUGUUCAGAUUUGUGAUGCUUCUGGUGAGUUUCAUUCAUUUCGUGCAAUAUUUGACACAGGUAGUCAAAAUAAUUUCCUUACAGCUCGUGCUGCUCAACGGUUAGGGUUGGAAACUAAAAGUGGCAACAUCAACGUUUAUGGGUUAGGAGGCUCACCUGCUUCAAUCAGUGGCGUGGUGGAGUGCGAUAUUGGUACCAACCAUGACAUAAAAUUUCGUCUCGAAAUGUUCGUUAUAUCGAGCAUUUGCGGAGAUCAACCGAUAGCAAGGCUAAAUGCGACGGGAUGGGAUGGUGUCAAGACAUUACCGUUAGCAGAUCCUGGUUUUGACAUUCCUGGUCCGAUCGACGUCUUAUUAGGUGCCGACGUCUUUGCCGAGUCGCUCCUUGAGCAACGACUGAAAGGCGGUGCCUCUCAACCGCGUGCUUUCAACUCAGUUUUCGGCUGGCUUCUACUUGGGAAGUCCAGACUUGCAUCGUCUAGUCUACUUGGAGUAGCACCUCCUAUUGUAGACAAUAGUUUAAAUACAAUCGUUCAACGUUUCUGGGAAAUCGAUAACGUUCCACAUUCUUCCCGAUUAACCCCAGAAGAUCAACUCUGUGAAAACAGUUUUCUUAACAAUCACUACCGUGACGAGACAGGAAGGUAUGUCGUGUGCCUCCCCUUCAGGGACAAUGACGAGCCCGUCUUUGAAGGCUCUCGAGUAAUAGCCUUACGACGCUUUCAUGCCAUUGAAAGGCGUCUCUCUCGUGAUCAUAACUUGAAACAACAAUAUGUUGAAUUCAUGACCGACUAUAUCGAAAGGGGCCAUAUGACUCUAGUGCCUACCAAGCAAAUGGGUCUAGGUAAAUACUAUAUACCGCAUCAUUGUGUGCUGCGUCCUGACAGCGCUACAACAAAGCUUCGUGUCGUAUUCGACGCCUCGGCUAAGGAUUCUAAUUCCAAAUCGUUAAACGACAUGUUGCUGACCGGAUCAAAACUGCAAUCGAAUAUCGUGGAGAUUCUUCUUCAUUUUCGUGAACACGAAGUUGUCUUCAUGGCAGAUGUGCGCCAAAUGUACCGUCAAAUCAACAUAGCGCCUCAUCAUCGUGAUUACCAACGUAUUCUCUGGCGAGCUCACGCAGAUGAGCCUCUUCAAGAGUAUAUGUUAAAUACCGUAACGUAUGGAGUAUCUUCCGCUCCAUUUCUCGCGUGCCGUUCCAUUCGGCAACUGGCCAACGAUGAAGGUCACAAGUAUCCAAAAGCAAAAAACAUUUUAACUUCCGAUAUAUAUAUUGAUGACGUCAUAUCCGGAAGUUCAACGCUAACGGAGGCCCGUGAAACCAAAAGGCAACUUAUCGCCCUUUUUGGUCUUGGUUCGUUUGAACUCCGAAAAUGGAUAAGUAAUCGACCUGAGCUUCUUAGCGAUUUGCCCGCAGAAGCGUGUCUUUCAGAAGCUUUCACUUUUACCGAAACUGAAGAUACCACGGUCAAGGUUCUGGGCCUUAAGUGGGAGCCUGCUUCAGAUUCAUUCGUUUUUAACGUGAAUUCAUCAUUUCUACCGUGUACCAAGCGAACGAUUCUUAGUAAGGUCGCCAGAAUUUUUGAUCCUCUCGGGUUCUUGUCCCCUUUGACAAUUAAGGUCAAAUGUUUACUUCAAAGGCUCUGGGUUCUUGGCCUUUCGUGGGAUGAAACGCCCUCACCGGAAAUCAUAGCCCAAUGGGAUGACUUCUCUUACCAACUUCCACAAGUUAGGGCUCUUAAGGUUCCACGUAAGUACGCUAUCGACGGCGCUCAAUCUUAUGAAAUACACGGAUUUUGUGACAGUUCAGAAGUAGCAUAUGGCGCUGUCAUAUAUCUGCGUGUUAUCGAGUCUGACGGCUCCAUUCGCGUUUUUCUCAUUUGUGCAAAGGCUCGUGUAGCUCCUCUAAAACGCCAAUCGAUACCUCGCUUGGAGCUUUGCGGCGCGAUGCUGCUCGCAGACCUUGUCAAAUUUGUCAAGGACUCGCUACGAAUUCCUAUCCACGACAUUUAUUUGUGGUGUGAUUCAACCGUUACCUUGGCCUGGUUGCGUGCUCCUUCUUCUCGCUGGGUAACAUUUGUCGCAAAUCGAGUAAGCUACAUUCAAGAUAUUGUUCCGACCGAGAAGUGGAGGCACGUACCUUCAGCCACAAAUCCCGCAGAUGUUUGUUCGCGUGGACAAUCGCCUCAGGAGUUGCUCCAUAACGCUCUAUGGUGGGCGGGGCCAGCGUGGUUGUCUCAACCACAAUCUGAGUGGCCCAUCGAUAAUUCAAAAAAUCAUUUAAAUGACAAUAUGGUUCUUGCUGAGCAACGUCAUCCCACGGUUCUCUUUUCAGAUCAAAUUAACAAUCAAACAUCUCUUAUCGAUCUAUUAUUUGAAAAACAUUCUUCUUUAGACAAAAUUUGUCGCAUCAUCGCCUACAUUCGUAGAUUUUAUAAUAGCAUGCGUAAUAUUGUUCCGCGAGCAGAUAGCCUUUUUAUAACAGACAUUGAGCGUCAUCAAGCUUUAUUAAUUAUCGUUAAACAGUUUCAGAACCGCUAUUUUUCAGACGUCAUAUCAAUUUUACAAUCACGAAAUCAGCUGCCUCGCAUCUUUCGUAAACUAAGCCCCUUCUUGGACGAGCAGGGUAUACUCAGGGUGGGCGGACGCCUCGCGCGCUCCGGUCUUGAGUUCGAACAUAAGCAUCCUGCAUUGUUGCCCAAGAAAAGUGCGCUUACAUCAGCUGUAAUCGAAUCGAUUCAUCGAAAUAAUUUUCAUCCAGGUCUGAAUACUACUUAUUAUCUGAUAUUACAACAAUUUUGGAUACUUGCAGCGAAACAUACUAUACGACAUCAUCUCUCAAAAUGUUUGAGAUGUUACCGUCUGAAUCCCAAACCUCUGCAACCAUUUAUGAGCGAUCUUCCGGCUUUUCGGGUCAACCAAGCCAAACCUUUCUCAGUGGUCGGUGUAGAUCUGGGAGGGCCUUUUCGAAUCAAGCUUGGACCUCAUCGUGGUGCAAAAAUCGAUAAGGCAUACUUAUGCUUAUUCGUAUGCUUGAGCACAAAAGCGGUGCAUCUUGAGGUAGUUUCCACCCUAUCGACCGACAGCUUCAUCGCGGCAUUACGUCGCUUCAUUUCUCGUCGCGGUCGCUGCAAUGUUAUUCAUUCUGAUUGUGGAACCAACUUUGUUGGUGCAAGUUCACAACUAGCAUCAUGUAUCGAACAAGCUUCGCAUGCGGAAAAAAUUGCCUUUAAACGUAACGUUCCUUCAGCUCCUCACUUCGGAGGUGUGUGGGAGAUCCAAAUUAAGGUAGCAAAAACACACUUGUAUCGUAUUGUUGGCGAUCAAGUCCUAACAUUUGAAGAGCUUACCACCCUCUUCACUCAGAUCGAAUCCAUUUUAAAUUCGAGACCUUUAUGUCCAUUGAGCUCGGAUCCAAACGACUUUAAUGUUUUAACGCCUGGUCAUUUUUUAACGCUGGAACCUCUUACAGCUGUACCAGAUUACGACUAUACCAAUAUCAAAAUCCAGCGACUCAAUCGAUGGCAACUUAUUCAAUCUUUUCAACAACAAUUUUGGAAGCGUUGGAAAAGUGAAUAUUUACAUUCAUUAACUCAACGAGCAAAAUGGAACAAAGACUCAACACCGUUAACCGUUAAUUCAAUGGUACUUAUUAAGGAGGAUAACCGACCUCCUCUUCAAUGGGCACUAGGACGAGUUGUUUCGUUGCAUCCUGGCCCUGAUGGAGUAGUUAGGGUGGCAACCGUUAAAACAGCUAAAGAUUCCUCAUUGAAGAGGCCUUUAGUAAAACUAUGUCCUUUGCCGUCCAUGUAAUCAACUCAACUUUCUUAGCUUAAGUUUAUCGUAGUUUUAGUUUAUGUAUCCAUAAUUAUCGUCAUUUUGUUUUAUGUUAGGAAAAUCCUAUUGGUAUUUUGGUGGGCGGAAUGUUCCGUUUUCAACGUUUUAUUUUCAUUAAAUUCAAUUUCGCGCGCCUUAUCGAUGUAUUUGUCAAAUCGCACCAUUUAUAUGGUACUGCAUUCAAUUCUAGCCAAUAGGAACGCGCGGUUCGCCGCCGCGCAUGCGCAAUGCUGCCGGCGCAACAAAACGCCAUAGCGGCGGCAAAGGGAGUUUUUGCUUCGUUACCGGCUCUUAGCGCGAGCGCAUUAAAAAAUAUGUAAUAAUUGUGUUAUCAUAUAAGUGCAUCGCCAGUGCUCCUAUAUUUAAACUGGACUAUUUCUAUCGUUACCGAGUAUUGAAUUACCGUGUGUCAGGCCGGCCGGCAGGUGUUUAAGGACUAUAAUUCCAGUGAACCAUAUUCGUGAGGGAUCUUGGGGUACAGCCGCUGUCUACGUGGUGAAUCAAUGGCGAGAAAUUUAAUGCAUUGUGUCUACUAUUUUAUAGUACUGACUGUUUGUAUUGAUCAGGGCGAUGGACGUUGGAAGAAAAAAGAUGAGGAAAAGUUGCGACACGACAUUGAAGUAUUCAGAAAAAUGGCUGAUGAAAUCGAGCAAGAAAUAGAAUACUUUUACGAUGAAUACCCUGAAGAGGGGCUAAAAAUUGAUAGCAAGAACAGAAUAAACAACAAAUAUGUACAAAACACAUUGAACCGUGAUUUUCUGACAAAGAAUGUGAACAAGCAAGACAAGAUAAUAUUUCAGGGAAAAUACACGAGUUCUGGAGAAAACAAUAAUAUUUCUUUGAAAACCUUGAAUGGUGAUAUCGCUGUAAACAAAACAUCACUUAAUAAGUUCGUAUCAUUUAUAGAUAACAAUAAUAAUAGAUUAGGACCUAAGUGGCCAAAAUUCGAGGAACUUUUAUUAGAAAUGGGAAAGAAGUAUGAUUGGAAAAACGACCGCUGGAUAAAAGUGAAAGAAAAGUUGAUAGUGCAGCCCGAUGUAGUGAAUGUGAUUCGGAAUGAUUUAGAUUUUCAUGAGCGCCAUAAGUUUAGCUAUAGAAUUGUUAAAUUAAAUAGAAAUAAAAGGAGAAAUGUCGUAGUUGCUGUUUCAGCGGUCAGAUAGAUGGAUCGUACAUUUUGUUUGGAAAUGUUAUGAAAUCUAUUUUUGGUAUAUUUUGGGACCAACGGGAAGGAGCCGUUAAAAUAAGUAUUAAGUAAAACUUGUAACAUCAAAAACUUAUAUAUGGAAAUUAUGCUAAAUUUAAAGGUUUGAUGAAUUACUUUUUUACAUUAUUUGAAUUGAGGUUCAAUUUGUCUUGGACGAUUUUUAUUCGUAUAUUUUUUCUUUUUAUAAUUCGGCAACUUUGCAGGUUUUGCUUUCACAGUUUUUCUACAACCCCAAUAUAUUGAAUGGAUUUUAAAAAAGGCAAUCAAAUUUACCAGACUCGAAUAUGUAUAAAUCACAUUAAAUGAAAAUAAAUCGAAUACGUUUCGCUUUUGAUAUUAUACGCUAAUAGAUUUCUGUAACAACAUACCAUACCAUAACCUUUAUCUGAAAAAAGGGAAUUACAUGUAUUUCUGACAAUAUGAUAAUAAA
Messenger RNA from Plodia interpunctella (Indianmeal moth), 21484 nucleotides. RefSeq lists its product as uncharacterized. The transcript has 4 exons. The record is from RefSeq and is a predicted model, not a curated record. NCBI's taxonomy places the organism in Eukaryota, Metazoa, Arthropoda, Insecta, Lepidoptera, Pyralidae. Bases 20354 to 21010 code for a protein of 218 amino acids.